This is a messenger RNA of Phytophthora sojae, 180 nucleotides long. RefSeq lists its product as hypothetical. The transcript has a single exon. The record is from RefSeq and is a predicted model, not a curated record. NCBI's taxonomy places the organism in Eukaryota, Oomycota, Peronosporomycetes, Peronosporales, Peronosporaceae. Gene Ontology annotation, molecular function: protein binding. The annotation marks the transcript as partial.
AUGAAGUUCUCCGUCCUCGCCUCGCUCCUGAUCGCCGGAGUCUUCGCAGAAUGCCCCUACCAGUGCGCCAUUAACAAUGGCCAUAAAGCGGUCUGCGGAAGCAACGGUGUCACCUACGAGAAUCUCUGCUAUUUCAACAAAGCCAACGAUUGCCCCAACAUGGGGUGGGAAGUGCUGCAC